AUGCGGCCGGCGCUCGUGCGCGACGCUUUCGAGCUCUACGACGGCUGGGUGGGCGGUCGCGAGGGCAGCUCGGGCGUCGUCGACCUGCAAAAGUCGUACUACCCGCUCAUCUUCCGCUACACGGUGCGCCUGAUGGGCAUGACUGAGUAUGCCAGCGACUCGCAGGCGCUGCAGAAGAUGCAGGAUGCCUUCUGGGCGACGCAGAACAACUCGGACUUCUUCACGACAAUCAUGCCGUGGCUGCCGCAGCCGCGCCUGAUCCGCCGGCUCAUCGGCGCCUUUACGCUCUGGCGCAUGGUCAAGGUGACGCUCGACCAGCGCAUCAAGAGCGGCGCAAAGGAGGACGACUUCGCGCAGCUGCUCAUCGACGAGGGCAAGGCGCCUGCGAGCAUCUCGCGCUUCGUGAUCGGCGGGCUGAUGGCCGGCAUCCUCAACACGAUCGGCACGGGCGCCUACUCCAUCGCCUUCCUGGGCGCGGACCAGGCGCUGCAGAAGAAGGCGCGCGAGGAGCUCAUCGAGGGUCUGCGUGCUUGCGCCGAGCGGAGAGGUGACGACUACGACGACCUGACGGACCAGCAGCGGCUCGAGCGGGUCUCGCUCGAGGAGUGGGAGGCCGACUUCAAGACCAUUCAUCUCGUCUUCAAGGAGACGAUCCGCCUGCUGGACGCCAAGGGCAAGCCUCGCGCCCGCCUCGUCAUCGAGGGCCACCCGAUCGAGGACGACACGUACAUCGCCGUGGCGCCGUCUGCCAACCUGCACGACGCAGACCUCUUCGCCGACCCGCUCAAGUUUGACAUCACGCGCUACGAGCGCGGCGAGGGGCCGAACGAGUACACCUACGUGGCUUGGGGCUACGGCCGACACAAGUGCACGGGCAUGCGCUUCGCGAAGCUCGAGACGACGCUGUCUAUGGCUGCCCUGCUGCUCGCGUACGACUUCCAGUCGACGGACGACGCCGGCAAGCCCUACACGAGCGACACGCUGCCGCUCUCGGACCUCUCGCAGAACCACUGGCGCACGCCUACGCGGCCUCUCCGCGUCCGGGCCCAGCGCCGAACCGCCGAGCACCCGUAG
Molecule: messenger RNA, 1074 nt
Organism: Tilletiopsis washingtonensis
Lineage: Eukaryota; Fungi; Basidiomycota; Exobasidiomycetes; Entylomatales
Product: cytochrome P450
Exons: 3
Coding region: 1-1074 (357 amino acids)
Biological process (GO): sterol metabolic process
Molecular function (GO): iron ion binding; heme binding; monooxygenase activity
Source: RefSeq, a predicted model, not a curated record